Molecule: messenger RNA, 1673 nt
Organism: Equus quagga
Lineage: Eukaryota; Metazoa; Chordata; Mammalia; Perissodactyla; Equidae
Exons: 6
Coding region: 1-1281 (426 amino acids)
Source: RefSeq, a predicted model, not a curated record
AUGUCUCUCAAGUGCUCUGGAGCCUCAGAGAUGAAGGACGUGAUCGUCAGAGCAGCAGCUCAUGCUGGGCCUCAAGGUGGGCACGUGGGUGAGUCCCUUCAGGUCAUCACAGGAAAUAGUUCAUCCUCAGAGACACAAGCAAAUAAACUGAAGUCAACUGUAGCAGCAGCGACUCUGCCUAAUGGUUUAGUCACAGAAGGGAGAAGUCGUGGAUGGACUCGGAGUCGUGGAGAAGCAGAGGCGGCCGGAGUCGUGGUGGGUGGAGGCCCCGUGCCCACAGCAGAAGCACCCGACAUGCUGCGGCCCCUUCUUUCCACAGCAGUGGUUGACGUGAAGCAACAGCCAGAGGAGGAAGGCAUGCUGCGGGCUCUUGCCCUCCUUCUAGCUUUCCUGGCUCCUGCUUAUAUUUCAGUGUGUGUGUAUGGUGCAGGUCAUCUAGGGCAACCUCAACUUUCCGGUGGUAAAAGGCUAUCAAAAACAGCCCGCCUGCAACACGUGGUAUCUGGCAUAACAAUUUCUACAACAUCCAUAUAUUGGUAUCAGGUAUCGGGUCAAAUCCUGCAGCCCCUGCCACGCGUUUCACCUGACAGCACUGUCAGGAUGGAGUCAGGCGUUCCGACAGGCAAAUUUGAGGUAGAUGAGAUAUCUGGAACUUCUACGUCUACCCUCACCAUUCACAAUGUAGGGGAAGAAGACUCGGCCACUUACUACUGUGCCUUCUGGGAGGUGCACAAAGCUGUAACCAGUGUGACAUCAUACUGGAUCAAGAUAUUUGGAAAAGGGACUAAGCUCAUAGUAACUCCCUCUGAUAGACGCCUUCCUGCAAACAUUUCUCCCAAGCCUACCAUUUUUCUUCCUUCAAUUGCUGAAAUCAACCUCCAUAGGACUGGAACAUACAUUUGUCUUCUUGAGAAUUUCUUCCCUGACGUUAUUAAGGUAUAUUGGAAACAAAAGAAUUGCAACACAAUUCUGGAAUCCCAGGAGGGAAAAUCCAUGAAAACUAAUGACACGUACAUGAAACUCAGCUGGCUGACCGUGACUGAAAAGUCAUUGAAUAAAGGACACAAAUGUAUCGUCCAACACGAGAAUAAUAAAGGAGGGGUUGACCAGGAGAUUCUUUUUCCUUCAGAGAAUGAUGAUAUGUUGCAGUUGCAGCUCACCUACACUUCAGGCUGUUACACCUACUUCUUCCUGCUCCUCAUGAGUGCCGGACACUUGGCCAUCAUCGCCUCCUGUCUGCUCCGGAGAACAGCAGUCUGCGGCAAUGCACGGAGUUCAUGACAGAUGGUGGUACAAAAAAGGAAAGUUGUCUCCAGUGUUUAUUUUCCCUAACUGUGUCUCCUGAGGAUCUAGCUGGGCUUUCUCUCUACAUUUGGGUUCUUUCAGUUCACAUGCGUAGUUUUCUAUCUUGUCAUUAUUGUAUAAUGGUUUUUCAAACCACUGGGCAAACAGAAAACCUUAAUCUGUAACAAAAUGAAUUCUGCCAUUACUCAGGGGCAGGGUUGGGGGUGGUCCUUUAGCACCACUGUCUCCGUGAUCUCCGUCAGCUCCUCCAGGACCUGAAUGACCAUGCCUUCUGAGUACAGACAGCAUGCUGCUCUAGUCAUGUCCCUUAGGGCCAUUUAACCAGAACCACCUCGAAGCCUUCCAUUUUACACACCCUGAAUAUAACA